Molecule: messenger RNA, 927 nt
Organism: Fusarium pseudograminearum CS3096
Lineage: Eukaryota; Fungi; Ascomycota; Sordariomycetes; Hypocreales; Nectriaceae
Exons: 1
Coding region: 1-927 (308 amino acids)
Source: RefSeq, a predicted model, not a curated record
AUGAGCGCCAUCCGAGGCUUUCUCAACGUCUUCAGGGCCCGCAGCGUCCCCGUACCUGCGGGGCGCAUCAUCAACCUUAAACCCCUCAGCGACAGCACCUCCAACACUCGCGUGGGGACCGCCUUUCUCGAGCGCUGCAAUCCCUUCAGAGACAUCCCCAACGAUGCCCGUCUCGAAAACACCCUCUGCGAAGUCCGCUACAUCGACCGCACCCUGCGCGACUUGAUGGUUCCGACGUCCUUACCCGGCGACGAUUACAACCUCUGCUCGAAGCUGCUGCGCAGUCUUGAAACGCGUCGCGAUUUGACCUGGCUUGUCCUCCGCGAGACGGAUAUUAGAGAUACUGUUAGCGCUAUUGCGCGCAGAGGCGGACGGAGAGCUCCUAUUCCUGAUGAGCCUCAUGAUCUUCACUCGAGGGUCAAGGCUCUUGAGCGACAUUGGUCAGCGCUGGAAAAAUGCCACACCAAGCUUAGAGAAUGGGAGCCCAAAUAUGCCACGCAACCACAGCCGCCGUUGUUGGAAGGGCAGGAAGCGUACGAUCUCGAAUUGAAUGAUGAGCAGGCUACACAUGCAGAAAUUGAAUACCGCGAGUGGCGCUCUGAUCGGGACAGAAAGGUUUCAUACUUGAAACUGAAUCCCCCAGAACCAUCUGCAUUUGUGCCAGUUGAGCGUCGCGACAUCCAAACCGACGAAACGUGGAAUAUUUUACCUACAUCAAAAGGCCACUACGGAAAGCGUCUACUACCAGUCUGGACACCCAUCCUCUUCCAAGAAGUGCCACUAGACUGGGAGAGUCCUCAAGGCCCGUUACUAAGUACACGGGCUGAAAGGAGACGCAGAGAUCAGUUCCGAACAAGGGAGAAUAAUCGACGAGAGAAGAAGUACGAGUUUCAAAAACAACUUCGACAACAGAUGAGCGAGGCAUGA